Messenger RNA from Patiria miniata (bat star), 1556 nucleotides. RefSeq names its product bifunctional arginine demethylase and lysyl-hydroxylase JMJD6-like. Gene Ontology annotation, molecular function: P-TEFb complex binding; histone H4R3 demethylase activity. The record is from RefSeq and is a predicted model, not a curated record. Gene Ontology annotation, cellular component: nucleus; cytoplasm. Lineage: Eukaryota; Metazoa; Echinodermata; Asteroidea; Valvatida; Asterinidae. The coding region runs from base 194 to 1504 and encodes 436 amino acids. The transcript is spliced from 8 exons. Gene Ontology annotation, biological process: phagocytosis.
GUUCGUUGGUUUCAACGCACGUGCGAAUUUCACUUUGUCCGUGUGCUUUGCUUCGUCGCGUCGGAAGUGACACAGAGAACGACUUUCGUUUAAUUCAUCAUUUCAUAAAAUGCGCUUCAUUUGAAAUCAGACCACGAUAGUUUGUAAUAGUGAGCACAGGACUGUUAAAAAGAAAAGAAGAUUAUUUUGUUUCAUGGAUGAGAAAUGUCGACGGAGAAUAUGGGGUGCAAAACGGGCAGCACGACCAGAGCUCCGGGAUUACCACGAUUGGGAGAAACACAAUUACCAUCGAACCUUUGACCUGUCGACCCAUGGCAUAACCGAAGGUGUCGCCCGGGUUGACUCGACCAAGAUAUCUCUGCAGGAAUUCAUCAAUAAUUUUGAGAGACCGUCGAUUCCGUGCGUGUUGACCAAUGAUCAGACGGACUGGCCGGCAAGGGAGAAAUGGACGCCAGAGCGGCUAGCCAAGAAGUAUCGCAACCAACGUUUUAAAUGUGGCGAAGAUGACGAGGGUUACUCAGUCAAGAUGAAGAUGAAAUAUUACAUCAAAUACACGACCAACAACAGAGAUGACAGUCCUUUGUACAUCUUUGAUAGUAGUUUUGCAGAGCACAGCAAGCAGAAACAGCUCCUCAAUGACUACAGUGUGCCCAAGUUCUUUCGCGAUGACCUGUUCAAGUAUGUCGGGGAAGACCGCCGGCCGCCGUAUCGCUGGAUUGUCAUUGGUCCCGCCCGAUCAGGCACUGGAAUCCACAUAGACCCGCUGGGCACCAGUGCUUGGAAUGCACUUGUCAGCGGUCAUAAGAGGUGGGUCAUGUUCCCAACUCACACACCUAAGGAGCUACUGAAAGUCACUCAAGAGGAAGGGGGCAGACAGCGGGAUGAAGCGAUCACAUGGUUCAACGUCAUCUACCCACGAUGCAAGCUGCCCUCGUGGCCUAAAGACUGCCAACCGCUUGAAAUCAUUCAAGGACCAGGAGAGACGGUCUUUGUCCCCGGUGGAUGGUGGCAUGUCGUCAUCAACCUAGACAUGGCCAUCGCUGUCACACAGAACUUCAGCAGCCAGACCAACUUUCCCACCGUCUGGCAUAAGACGGUCCGAGGCCGGCCCAAACUGUCCAAGAAGUGGCUUGUUGCACUCAAGAGAGAAAAGCCGGAGCUAGCUGCCAUUGCUGAUCAGGUGGAUCUGUCUAGACCCUCUGGUCUGCAGUCAGACAGCAGCAGCUCAUCGAGCUCCAGCUCCUCAAGCAGCGACAGCGCAUGCUCCUGCUGCGGUCACAGCGCUUCAGACAGCGACAGCAACAACGAAUCAGACAGACGAACAAAGAGACGCAAAGUGUCCAUGUCUGCAAGUUCACCAGACAGCGCCCAGAAUGAAGAAAACAUUGAACAAACCGGCGGGAAAUACCUUCAGACAUUGCACCAAUCACCAAUGUCGUCUUAUCCCCAACAGCCACAUGCCCAGCCAGUCAGCCAAUUGGGUGGAGCGUACCACAGCAGAUAAUGAAGGCAUGUAGUACCUGUGUGUGCUCUGUAUGCAUGGUGCUACAUUAAAA